CACCCGGCUUCUCCGAUGUUGCUUUAUUUUUUUUUUAAAACAUCGUUUUUAUUUGUUGGGGUGAUAUGCUCUCCUCGUCACCUUGGAUUUAAGGUAUGGAACAGGCUCGAAUGUGAAUGAGGAGCUGACCCAGAGUUGGUACUCGGUACUUGCAAGAGACAGGUCCACUCUGUACCCUUGAGGAAUUAAUACAGUACAAAAUGUGUCCAGAGCUAUAUUGCAGCAUUAAAUAACAUCGUCAUCAAAUAAAAUGGUUCGGGUGUUCUUUUUUCAGGAAGAAGGUUUACCUUUGGUGAAAAUGUUUGAAUUUUAAUUGAAAAAGACACAAAGUGCUGGAGUAAAUCAGUGGGUCAGGGAGCAUCUCUGAGAAGAUGGUGCACCGCUGAGUUACUCCAGCACUUCCUGCCUUUUCUUAUAAAUCAGCACAUGCAGUUCAUUGUUUCGUCUUCUUAAUUAGUCUAUUGGACUGUAAUUAUCAAGACACCUAUGUUUAAAUUCAGCGUGUAGCAGCUGGAGGUUCCAGACUGUGGCCUGUGAAGAACUUCAACGAUGUUUUGAUUUUUGCAAGAAGGUGUUGAUCCCGCGCCUCAUUGUACAACGACCAUCCCAAUCCCCCAAUUGUCUGUAGACAUAUCAGUAACUGAGAUAUCUCGUUUAGAUCCAGAGAUGGGAAAACUUUUUAUCGGGACAUUUUAUUUAAUGGCGACGAGACAAGGACUUCCAUCCACGGUGUUCUAUCUACUCGCGGGUUUAAUCCGGAGAACGAGGAAGUCAUAAUUAGACUUGUUUCCUGUGCUAUCCACUAGAGAUGGAAAUGUUAUUUUAAAUGUAAUUGAACAGCGUCGCUGAAUCACUGUGGCGCGUUAAAAUUAUAAACCGGACCGCGGCAGAUUGGUGCAUUUGUAAACUAAAGAAAAACGAGUACACAUUUCUAAAUACGCUUAAGGUAGUUGCUGAGACAAGUGUGUGUGUGUAUAGGGGUGAGGGGCGCGAUCAGGUGUCGAUCUUUGUGCUUUUUCAGAUAUUCGACAUGGACUUUUUUUUAGAAACCAGCGCCAUGGAGAUUGCCGGCAUUCUUAAUGUUGCUGUUUGGCGCUUCCCUUGCGACGACCGCAGGCAGACAGACCUCCAUUCGAGCUCCUAAAACGGCCCGGGUUCCUAUGAAUGGGUUUAGUCCGACAUGUGGCCUUUCACCCCGCCCUACGAAACACGACCAUGCAAGCCACACUCGGAGAAUUGUUUGUUAAUAGUCCAAUUAGAUAAUUGCCAUCUUUCACUCUUUCCCCCAUUUCCCAUAAAAGAAUGAAUGCGGGGAGCAGCGUGAAGAGGGCUUCUGCCCCGCGAGGUGACAAGGAGGAUUGGAGCGUGCUCCUAGCAGCCAUCUAUUCACUUGAAUUGAUUCAUUGUUGGGUAAUCAAUGGUCUUAUUGGAUUAUUGUCCAUUCGAGGUACCAAAUAUAUUGUUGCACUGACAAUGAAAUAACUGAGGUGAAACUUUUCAUUUAGAGAAUCUUUAGUUAGCAUUUUCCGGACUAGCUGUUUCCUGUGGAUAUAUUUUGAAUAGAUUUUUUUUUUCACUCUCUGGGUAGUUCCUAAAGGUGGCUCCGUCUCACUGGCCUGAACGUUCAGUUCAAGGGACAGAGACUCAAAGGAACUCGGGCUUUAGAGAUGGCUGCUUGCAGCACUAAUAUUACAACAGCAAAUUGCUCCGAACUUUCCUGAAACUCUUAACGCUCUGACAAGUGUAUUUUUUUUUCGCAUUUGAGGCCAAUCGGUUUACAGUAUUUAGCUGCCUGAUUGAAGACGAGCAGAGAAACCAUAUAUUAAGACCUGAUAUAUUAUCCAAACAACGUAUUCAUGGGGCAACGUAAAUGCCUGGCCGUAAAAUUACCCAUAAUCAAUUGAAACGGCAAGUGUACGUACUAUGUGUCUGGUAUUUGUAGAUCUCGCAGCAGUAAAUCUGGAAGGCUGCAGCUUAAAGCACUAUGUCGCGCAGUGUUGAUCAUUUGUUACAUCAAGCAGGACAACCAUAAAAAAAAAAUCGGACAACGGAGAAAGCGGAAUUUCAAUCGAGCAUUCCGAAACCACUCUUGCCGAUAAAACAAACUUUAAAGAGAACCCAGUGGCCGGGACAAUAUUUUAUGAAAUAUCUUAAAAAAAAAAAAAAAAAAUAUUGUGCCUUGCAAUUUAUUUUUCUCCGCACUACAUUACACUAGCAGUCCUCAAUGGAAGUCAGGUGCAAUCGAGAACCAAUAAUGGAAGCGGAGUCGAGCAGAGGUUUAAAGAAUGGACUCCGGGAAGGCAGAGAAACCAGCUCGAGUUCACGGGAUUCUCACGGAAGCCUUCGGAAUUCUUUGAUGGACGACCAGCAAGAGACUUUCUCAGCUUCUGCGAUCUCCGAUGACUGCAAUAAAACAAAAUCCAGUACGACUGACCCGGACUAUUGUAGACGAAUUCUUGUAAGAGAUGCAAAGGGAUCUAUAAGAGAAAUAAUUCUACCCAAAGGGCUAGACCUUGACCGACCCAAGCGCACCCGAACAUCUUUCACAGCUGAGCAGCUGUAUCGUUUAGAAAUGGAGUUUCAACGCUGUCAAUACGUUGUUGGCCGGGAGAGAACAGAACUGGCUCGUCAGCUCAACUUGUCUGAAACUCAGGUGAAAGUCUGGUUUCAAAACCGACGCACGAAGCAGAAGAAAGACCAAGGGAAAGAUUCCGACGUUCGCUCGACAGCCUCUGAGACCGCAGCAACCUGCAGCGUUUUAAGGCUCCUGGAACAAGGAAGGCUUCUGUCGCCGCCUGGAUUGUCCGGUAUCCUGCCUUGUGCCACCAACAACCUGGGAUCAUCCCUGCGUUCCCCCAUCGUCGGCCUUGGCACCACGUUGGGCACAUCGUCACUCACGGUGGGGACAUCUGGAGCACCGACACUGAGCACCACCCACCCCGGACACAGCGUCUUCAGUAUGCCGGUACCAUCUCUUAUUGGCACGGUAGCCACAAGGCUCGCUUCACCCUUAACUGUUACCAGUUCUUUGACGGGGAACUUGCAUGAACUUUCUGCUAGGUACUUGAGUUCUUCAGCUUUUGAACCUUAUUCAAGAAAUGGGAAAAGAGAAACGAUGGAUAAAAAAAUAAUGGACUGACAGAUACUUUCAGGAAACGCGUUCUGUUGAACCAUGAGGGCUGAAUUAAAAAACAUAUUGGAAAUUAACAAUCGUGUAACACGUAGGCAUACAUAUUAUGCACAUAUGCCCCACUCCCAAAGAUGCAGCUAGUCAGUUUAAACCGUCAUAAGCAACUCUCGUUCGAUUUGGGGUGGGGGGAGGGGAGUGAUAUUCAAUGCUCCAACAUCACUUUUAAACCAGGCCAUACUCCAAACCUCUAAAUGGUAUCAAGAUCUAGUACGGAGCUCUGGCGACAAUGUGACGGGCUGUGCGAGUUCAUAACGCAGUCAAUUUAUUUGGCUUGUCGAAUGGUACAAUAUAAUUUUGGAUAUUUUUGAAUUGCAGCUCGGGCAAGUCAUCCAACAUAAAAGGUAAUUUUUACGUCUAGUUCCUGAAGGAGUAAAGUAUUCGAUGUUCAUGUUGCUUGUUCUAGCUCAGUUAGAUCUGUCAUAAAUGAAGGUGGUGCGCUGUUUGGUCUUUUGUAUAAAAAAAAGUAUAUUGUUUUAAACACAUGCCACCAAAGUCCAGAUAUCCUGAUGUAUAGCUUUUAUUAUAGUAUAAUAAUUUGAAGGAUGUAAAAUCUGAAAUUGUAUUUUAUUGUAAAUUAUUGAUUAACGUCCGUAAUUAAUAGACUAAUGAUUUAAUGAAACGGCGGUGGCUGUAUUUAAAGUUAAAUAGUGUCG
Leucoraja erinaceus (little skate) is the source of this 3843-nucleotide messenger RNA. RefSeq names its product ventral anterior homeobox 1 (gene vax1). The record is from RefSeq and is a predicted model, not a curated record. Gene Ontology annotation, molecular function: DNA-binding transcription factor activity, RNA polymerase II-specific; DNA binding. The transcript has 3 exons. Bases 2225 to 3139 code for a protein of 304 amino acids. NCBI's taxonomy places the organism in Eukaryota, Metazoa, Chordata, Chondrichthyes, Rajiformes, Rajidae. Gene Ontology annotation, biological process: brain development; central nervous system development; regulation of DNA-templated transcription.